Molecule: messenger RNA, 1971 nt
Organism: Phalaenopsis equestris
Lineage: Eukaryota; Viridiplantae; Streptophyta; Magnoliopsida; Asparagales; Orchidaceae
Exons: 4
Coding region: 90-1454 (454 amino acids)
Biological process (GO): GPI anchor biosynthetic process
Cellular component (GO): endoplasmic reticulum
Molecular function (GO): catalytic activity
Source: RefSeq, a predicted model, not a curated record
GGAGUUGUUGAUGUCCUCCAUAUUUCUAUUUGCCUUUCUUCCUAAAGCUUCCUCUUUCCUUGCAGGGGCAGUUGAAAUUGUAUCUCUCAAUGCCCAGAGGAAGAAGAAGAAGAAAAAGAAACACCAUGAGAAGAAAAUUAAUUAGCCACGCCUUCUGUGUAAACAUCCCUAAUCUCCCUUCCUUCCCUUCCUCCAUGCUCAAAACAGCCGGACGUCAACUCCGCCGCCUCUGCCCCCGCAUCCGCUGGCCGCGCCACAGCCUUCAAAACCACAAAAUCAACAUCCCCUGUUUCGCAUCCCGUUCCAAAUCCAACACCAACACCAAUAUCAAAUCCAUCAGCAAACAGUCCCUCAUCAAUCCCCAAAUCUCCUCCUCCCCCGACCUCCCCUCCCCAUUCCGCAUAGCCACCUUCAACGCCUCCAUGUUCUCCAUGGCCCCCGCAGCUUCUAACUCCCCCGAGCACACUCUGCAACACAAAUCCACAAACCAUCAGCCGAGAAGCAUCCUGAAGCAACUGCCCACUCUAACCAAACCAAAGCUGAGAGUUUCCAUAAAUCUUCCUGACAACGAGAUUGCGAGGAUGGGUAAAGGUUCGAGCUUUAGAGCAAGGAGGGAAGGGGAAGGAAGCAGGAGAAGCGUGUUGGAUGUGUUGAGAGAGGUGGAUGCGGAUAUAAUUGGGUUGCAGAAUGUGAAGGCUGAGGAGGAGAAAGGGAUGAGACCUCUUACAGAUUUGGCAGCCGGGUUGGGGAUGAAGUUUGUAUUUGCUGAGAGCUGGGCGCCGGAGUAUGGUAAUGCUGUGCUUUCUAGGUUUCCGAUUAAGCAGUGGAAGGUUCAGAAGGUUUUUGAUGAUUCUGAUUUCAGAAAUGUGGUGAAGGCCACCAUUGAAGUACCAAGAGUAGGAGAAGUAAACUUCCACUGCACCCACCUUGACCAUCUUGAUGAGAACUGGAGAAUGAAGCAGAUAAACUCAAUACUUGACCACAACGACGGGCCUCAUAUUUUGGUUGGAGGACUGAAUGCUCUUGAUGAAACCGAUUACUCUGAAGAUAGAUGGGCUGAUAUACUUAAGUACCAUAAAGAGAUUGGUAAACCAGAACCAAAGGUUGAAGUGAUGAAGUUUCUAAAAUCAAAGCAUUAUGUGGACGCCAAGAAUUUUGCUGGAGAAUGUGAAGCAGUUGUUGUAUUGGCUAAAGGACAGGAUGUGCAAGGGACAUGCAAGUAUGGUACAAGAGUGGAUUACAUAUUGGCAUCACCGACCUCGAUGUAUAAAUUUGUGUCUGGUUCUUAUGAAGUUCUUUCAUCGAAGGGCACGACAGAUCAUCACAUUGUGAAGGUUGAUGUAGUGAUUGAUAAAAGCGUUAGUGUGAAGGAGGAGAAGAGUAGACAAAGGAAGCAAAGAGAUUUAAAGAUAGAAACGGAUAAAUCUAAAGGUUUUUGGAAAAGUAAAUUAUGAUUUGUAAUGGAUUCAUAUAAAAGGUUUUGUACAUUGCUCUGAUAUCACUAAUAAUGUCUAUAUUGACCUCCACAUUUGCUCCUUUUAGCAAUGUGAUCAAAUGCGUCGGAGACAACGAACAACAAUUGUCGCACCAAAUGAAAUUAACUAAACAUUGCUCAACCUGCAAAACAUUUAGCACAUGCAUGUCAGGAGCUCUCAAAAUAACAUAAGGGGAUAACUCGAUCAACAUGAAGGCUAUCGUGCUCAAUGUCACACAAAACAGAGUUGAAUCUCUUUAAAAAUGUCUUAGUACAAAAUGGAGCAUGUCACCAUAUUUGAGAUGUUUAAAGUGCACUUGGAAGGCUUUUCAUUGAAGACGAUAAACAAUGAAUGUGACGACUCCCAAAUUGAUGCCAAUUCAGUACAAACACUAUCAUGACAGCCCAAAAGAUGCUCAUUUAGUAAAAGGACUUCGUCUUCCCUUAUAGAAUGUAAAAAACUACCAAAAGAGACUUCUCAUAGUCAAUUCAUGUGA